CCCUCAGUCCUGUAGCUCUAAACUUCUUCAUGUCUGAAGCUUCCUCACUGACUAUUUACAACUUGUGAACAGAGAUCAAGUUUCAUCAUGAAGAUCCUCCACAUUCACUUCUAUCUACAUGUGUUCUGUGGAGCUGCAGAAAGUUUCACAGAGAAGUCUGUAGAUUUGGGACAAAAUGUGACUCUAAAGUGUGAGGUGUCUGUAAACAAUGUGCUCUGGUUCCUGAUGAAGCCGUCAGAACCUCCAGUGUUUAUAUUACGCUCUUUCUCAAGUAGUAUCCUGGUGCCAUAUUACAGAAACACAACCUUCAGCAAGAGAUUCUCAGUGCAAUAUAACAGCAGUUUAUUUAUACACAAUAUCAGUACUAAUGAAUUAGGAGUGUAUUAUUGUAUUCAAACUGGUUCACCUUACAACACCAGCAGUGGAAUCAGACUUUACAUCCGGAAUCGUUCAGCUGAGAAUCAGACGUGUGAAACUGAACAGCGGCCGAAUCAGACAGCGGAUCAAUGUGAAGACGUCGGACUCUGGCGGAUUCUCUUCAUCGUACUCGGAACAAUAAACUGUCUCGUCAUUGCUGUAGUCGCAGUCUCGAUCGUUACCUGCUGUGGAAAAACCAAAUCUCCAAACUGUGAUGUGAAGCUUCAAGAAGUCAGUGGAUCACAGAGUUGGUUGGCAAAAGCGCAUAAAGAAAGCAGCUACACUGUGGUGGAGUUUAUUCCAUUUCACCCUGUGGUGUAACACACACACACACACACACACACACACACACACACACACACACACACAGUCACACACAGUCACACACACAUUGGUCAUUCUUUUGCUUUUUUCAUAAGCUGUGCUGCAUGAUUGCGGUUACAUUCUGCACGCUAACACGUCUCACACACGUCUAAGGUGUACAGCUCCAUCUAUCGCUUCUCAUUCUCAGUGUGACCUUCUGCAGUAAAAUUCUCACAGGAGAUUUUCUCUACAUCAUCAAACUAAACCUUUGUCCAUGUUUCUCAUAUUUAGCUGCUGAUGCUGACAGUGUAAUGUUUCAGAAGGGAAGAUGGCUGGAGCUUUACUGCACAUCUCCUCUCGCUGUCUUUGUAACUGUUUAACAGCAGGCCAUAAAGCCACUGCAAGUCAGAUGUCUACUGAAUGAAGCGUGUGUUCUUACAAGCAAAGGCCCACUUUCUAACUUGUACCUGUGUCACUGUGUCUGAUUCUAUUCAUCUGUAAAGAAUUAAACAUUGUGUCGUGCUGUUCUAGGGAAAUAAUCAGUGAUGGACUGGUGUGCUGAAGUGUGUACACACACACACACACACACACACACACACUCACACUCAUUCACAUCUAGAGCCAGUUCACCUACAGACGUGUUUUUUCCACUCCUCCUCUAGUUUGUGAACAGAGGCAGGAAAAAGGAAAGGAACACAGGAGUGUGUGUAUAAAACACAGUGUAGCACUGACUCCCCUGCUGUUU
Molecule: messenger RNA, 1465 nt
Organism: Ictalurus punctatus (channel catfish)
Lineage: Eukaryota; Metazoa; Chordata; Actinopteri; Siluriformes; Ictaluridae
Exons: 5
Coding region: 88-738 (216 amino acids)
Source: RefSeq, a predicted model, not a curated record